This is a messenger RNA of Mugil cephalus (flathead mullet), 4066 nucleotides long. It is a transcript of the gene gon4la, whose product is annotated as gon-4 like a. Gene Ontology annotation, biological process: regulation of DNA-templated transcription. NCBI's taxonomy places the organism in Eukaryota, Metazoa, Chordata, Actinopteri, Mugiliformes, Mugilidae. Bases 227 to 3841 code for a protein of 1204 amino acids. The record is from RefSeq and is a predicted model, not a curated record. Gene Ontology annotation, molecular function: transcription coregulator activity. The transcript is spliced from 26 exons. Gene Ontology annotation, cellular component: nucleus.
CACCGGAGCGUGAACGUUAAUUUGCACUGGUCUGACCCGUACCAGCACCGGAACCAGCACCGGCAGACCCCGAAACAAUCGUCGGGGCUCUGGGCUGACGGUGGUGGGUUAGCGAGGCUGACUGCUCGCCCUCCGCAGCCUGGUGCCGGGCGGUUAACUGACUCAAACACCGGUGGAGCCGGAGCGAACUGCUAACUACCAAGGUCAGAGGUCAUGUGUCUCCACCAUGAACCCGGUCCGCAAACGUCUCAGACUCGGCCCGUCCAAAGCUCCGCCCCCGGACACCGGGACCAGGACCAGUAUCUCCCAUGAUGUUCUGCCUCCAGCGGCAGGAGGCCGGGAGGAGGAGGAGGAGGAGGAGGAGGAGGAGGACACCACUGACUCCAGACUCAUCAUCACCAUGGAGGAGAGUCAGACGGAGGAGAAGGCAGCCAGGAGGAGGAAGAGGAAGAGGAGUAAACUGACCGGGGAAGGGGAAGAGGAAGAGGAGAGGGGUGGAGCCUCAGAGAGUGAGGAAGAGGAGGAGGGAGUGGAGAUUGACAGACAGCUGGACCAAUCACUGGAGACCAAGUCAAGACAACACAACCUGACGACGGUGAACGUCAGGAACAUCCUCCACGAAGUAAUCACCAACGAGCACGUGGUGGCCAUGAUGAAAGCCGCCAUGAAUGAGACGGAGGCCGUCCCUCCCUUUGAGCCGAAGAUGACGAGAGCAAAGUUCAAAGAAGUGGUGGAGAAAGGAGUGGUGAUUCCGGCCUGGAACAUCUCUCCAAUCAAGAAGAGCAGCGACCUGCCCAAGGCUCCUCAGUUCGUGGACAUCCCUCUGGCUGAUGAAGACUCCUCAGAUGAAGAGUACCACCCUGACGAGGAAGAGGAGGAUGAGACGGCAGAAGACACGUUCCAGGAGAGCGACAUGGAGAGCACGGCCUCGUCCCCCAGAGGAAGCAGGCUGACCAGGCAGGAUGAGGACAGCUGCAGCCCCUGGCAGAGAUCCAGGAGUCGCUCCAGACGGUUGAGGGCGGGGUCUGUCUCCAUGGGACCGCCCCCUCCACCCAGAGCCCCGCCCCCCAGAGCUGUGGCGGACAGUGCCUUCCUGGAGAAACUUCACGCUGUGGAGGAGGAGCUGGCUGUUUGUCUGGAGCCCUACCAGCCUCUGUCUGAGUCUGAGGACGAGUCCGGUCUGAUGGCGUACAGGACUCGGUCUAAGCGUCCUCUCAGGGACGUCCCGCUGGGCCGUCUGGAGGCGGAGCUCCAAGCCCCGGACAUCACACCUGACAUGUACGACUCCGCCCACGAGGACAGGGACUGGACCGAUUGGCUGAGAGGCCUGAUGACCUCAGACGUGGACAACGAAGAGGAGUGUGAUGAUGAAGAUGAUCCUGAGUAUAACUUCCUGGCUGACAUCGAUGAGCCCGACCUGGAGGAUUACCGUGACGACAAGGCCGUCCGCAUCACCAAGAAGGAGGUCAACGAGCUGAUGGAGGAGCUGUUCCAGACGUUGAAGGAGGACCUGGCGGGACAGGAAGUGGACGACGAAGGCCACGAGGAGGAGGAGGAGCCUCAGGAGGAAGCACGCACUGUCGAGACGCACACACCUGAAGAGAACAACGUGGCGCCGCCCGAGGACCGACCAAUCACAGAGCAGCGCCGCACGGUGAAGGAGCAGCUGGCAUUGGUCAGGAAGAGACGAGCAACGCAGAGCGACACGUGUGCAGAGUCCAACACGCUAACGCUGAACACGCAACAGAAGAGACAGCUGCAGCAGCAGCUACAGCAGCACGUCCAGCUGCUGACUCAGGUUCACCUGUUGACCUCACCUGUGAGCAGACUGCAGAGUGAAGCUGAGACCAGCCGACACUUCCUGGUGGAGCUGGACGCGUUGGCUCAGCGGGCCGAGCUGAUCCAAGCUCACCCAGGUUUCUGCAGCGCGUUCAGAGCCUCCAACCUGCAGGGGGCGCUGCAGCUGCUGGAGGAGCUGAGACAGAACCCCGUCAGCUACCGGCCGCCGCUCCCCCUGCCUGACGCCAGAGGAUACGUGCGAUGUUUCCCCGUCAUGCCGGCUGAGCUGCCCUGGCUCUUUGCCACUCGCCCCAUCUUCCUCUACCCAGAACUGUUGCCCUGUGCCAGCCUGGACCCGGCUCUCUACUGCCCCCGCAGGACGGCGGCCUUCACCGCAGCCGAGGACUGUCUGCUGGUUCUAGGUCUGAGGAACAUGGAGGGUUCCUGUGAUCCUCCUCAACUAGUGUCUCAGUUCCUGCUGAGAAAGACCAAGGCUCAGGUCACACGAAGGCUCCUGCAGUGCUGCAGACCCGGUUUCCCUGACAACAUCGUCAAGGCCUUCAGGUACCAGCGGGUCCUCUGGUCUAUGCCGGUCUCCUGCCGUCGUGUCGACCCAGCAGAACAGCGCCCCCCAGUGGAGAGGGAGGAGAGUGUCAUGCCUUUGUGGCUUCUGAGGAGUCUUCCUGUUAUCUAUGCCGCCAUCAAUGGCCUGCCUGGCCCCGCCUCCCCAGCAUCCGAGGCCACGCCCCCUGGGACCCAGAGGAGUCAGCUGACCUUCCUUCGCUCCGCCUCUUGCAGCUACAGUUUCCCCCCUGGCACCAGGUACCCGCCCCGCCUCCCUGAGAACCUGGACUUCAGACGAAUCGGCUUCGUACUGAGGAGGCGGCCCCUCCCCCUCCCCCUCCCCACACCUCCAUCUCCAUCCUCCACCGUCUCCACGGUAACCAGGGAUCAAAUUAGACGCCACAGUCGGACGCUGGCGGGCCUGAAGAGGAGCCAUCAAGACCCUGCCCCUCAUGACGUCAGGGGGGAGGCGGAGUCAGAGAGAGAACAGGAAGUGAUGCCGUCCAGAGAAGCAACAGAUGAUGCUGAUGGAGACGGAGGGACGUCCUCAGAGGGGUCCACAACGUCUGUCCAACAGGAGGAGACGUUAUCAGAUGAAGAUGUGAUGUUUGCUCAAGAUUAUCUGCUCAGAGUGUGUGAGACGGUUCAGGUGAGUCCCGGCCUGUUGGAGGAGCUGCUGCAGGUGUUGGAGGAGUUCUCGGUGAGGGGGGGGCGGCCGGGCGCCGCUGAACUUCUGUUCCAUGGGCUGAGUCGUGUCUUACAGCCGUGGCCUCAGCUUCUCCAAGACUUCGCUGCCUUUCUGAGCCGAGGACAAGCCCAACGCUGUGGACUGCUGUUGGAGCAGCAGCUGUUUGAACAUGGCCGGCAGUUUCUACGGCAACUUGGGCGUAACCUAGUGGAAGGCUCCUCCCUCUACCAGCAGGUGGUGAACCUAACCCAGGGAAGCUCCGCCCCCUCACCUGAGGACAUUAAGCUCCAGGCUCUGCUCAGACAGCACCCCCCCCUGCAAGACCACCUCCACUGCCUCCUGCAGCAGCGCCUAGCAACCACCUCCAAGGUCUCAGACACGCACUCAGUUUCCCAGAAUCCUCCUGACAGGAAGCAGGAGUCUCAGGCAGGAAGCAACGGGGAGGAGGAGGAGGAGGAAGUGGAUGAAGAGGAAGAGGAGGAGGAGGAGGAGGAAGAGGAAGAGGAAGAGGAGGUGGAAGAUGAAGAGGAGGAGCGACGAAGGGUUUGUGCUAAAAACAUCUCGAUUACGUCCAGUGGAGAGAAGGUCGUCGUCUGGACCCGCGAGGCCGACCGCUCCAUCCUGACGGCCUGUCGGGAGAAAGGAGCCACCUGGAAGACAUUCAGACAGGUGUCGUCCCAGCUCGGGAACAAGACAGUCCAACAGGUUCGCCUUCGGUUCCAGGACCUGAUGAAGCUUUUCCACUCUGUAUCUACUUCCUGUUCCUCUGAGGGCCGGCCAAUCAGCAGACAGGAGGCGCCUCCACACUGACCAAUCACCAGCUCCACAGCUCAUCAAUAAUCACUGGUUCACUGUUCAUGUUAUUGACCAUCUGACUGAGGAAGGUUCAUUAUUUAUGUUUAUUUAUGAGGAGGCGGAGUCUCACUGAGGUCACGUGACACAUGACAUGUACUGGGGUUCCCACGACCCUUAGAGGCCUUGUUUAUAUGUUUGUUUAUUCAUAUUGAAUAAAACCAAUAAAACCUUUUUACAACA